Molecule: messenger RNA, 1752 nt
Organism: Emys orbicularis (European pond turtle)
Lineage: Eukaryota; Metazoa; Chordata; Testudines; Emydidae
Gene: FKBP9
Product: FKBP prolyl isomerase 9
Exons: 10
Coding region: 1-1752 (583 amino acids)
Cellular component (GO): endoplasmic reticulum
Molecular function (GO): calcium ion binding; peptidyl-prolyl cis-trans isomerase activity
Source: RefSeq, a predicted model, not a curated record
AUGGCGGGCUUGGGGAUGCUGCCCAGGCGGUGGAGGCACCGCUGCUGCUCGCUGCUGCUGCCCGCCCUGCUGGUGAGCUGGGUGGCGUGCCAGGCUCCGCCGGUGCCGGCCGGGGAGCAGCCCUGGGACGGGCAGGAUGUGCACAUCGAGCGCAGCUUCGUGCCGGAGCAGUGUGCGCGCACGGUGCGCAGCGGGGACUUCGUGCGCUACCACUACCACGGCACCUUCCCCGACGGCAGCAAGUUCGACUCCAGCUAUGACAGGGGUUCCACAUUCAAUGCGUUUGUGGGAAAAGGCCAGCUUAUUGCAGGGAUGGACAAAGCUCUGGUUGGAAUGUGUGUGAACGAGAGACGUUUUGUGAAAAUUCCACCCAAGCUUGCCUAUGGGAGUGAAGGAGUUUCUGGUGUAAUCCCCCCAAAUGCAGUGCUUCAUUUUGAUGUACUUCUGAUAGAUCUUUGGAAUUCUGAAGAUGAGGUUCAAAUUCAAACUUAUUUGAAGCCUGAAAAAUGUACUCGGACAAUCCAGGUGUCUGACUUUGUAAGAUACCAUUACAAUGGAACUUUCUUGGAUGGGACUCUGUUUGACUCAAGCCACAAUCGGAUGAAAACUUACGACACGUAUGUGGGAAUUGGAUGGCUGAUUCCUGGUAUGGACAAGGGACUCCUAGGAAUGUGUGUAGGAGAAAAGCGCAUUAUCACAAUACCUCCUUACCUAGCAUAUGGAGAAGAAGGAGAUGGUAAAGAGAUUCCUGGUCAGGCUUCUCUGGUUUUUGAUGUGGCUCUGCUAGAUCUUCAUAACCCGAAAGAUGGCAUCACUAUUGAGAACCAACAAGUGCCUGAAUCCUGUGAGCGAAAAAGCCAGACAGGGGACUUUCUCAGAUAUCACUAUAAUGGCACGCUGCUGGAUGGCACAUUAUUUGAUUCCAGCUAUUCCCGGAACCAUACAUAUGACACCUACAUUGGGAAAGGUUAUGUGAUCGCAGGGAUGGAUGAAGGUUUGCUUGGGGUAUGCAUUGGGGAAAAGAGAAGAAUAAUAAUUCCACCUCAUCUUGGAUAUGGAGAAGAAGGAAGAGGAAAGAUUCCAGGAUCUGCAGUACUGGUUUUUGACAUCCAUGUGACUGACUUCCAUAACCCUUUGGACUCUGUCAACAUUACUACUCAUUACAAACCUUCCAAUUGCACAGUAUUGAGUAAGAAAGGAGAUUACUUGAAGUACCACUACAACGCCUCACUCCUGGAUGGCACGUUGUUAGACUCAACGAUUAGUCUUGGUAAAACGUAUAAUAUAGUUCUGGGAUCUGGACAGGUUGUUUUGGGGAUGGACAUGGGUCUUAGAGAUAUGUGCGUUGGAGAGAGACGAACAGUUAUUAUUCCGCCCCAUCUUGGUUAUGGAGAAGCUGGUGUUGAAGGAGAAGUUCCUGGUAGUGCAGUAUUAGUUUUUGACAUUGAACUGCUGGAACUAGUGUCUGGCUUACCUGAUGGCUACAUGUUUGUCUGGCAUGGUGAUGUCUCUCCAAAUCUCUUUGAAGAAAUUGACAAGGAUAAUAAUGGAGAAGUUUUUCUGGAGGAGUUUUCAGAAUACAUUCAAGCUCAGGUUGAUUCUGGCAAAGGAAAACUAGCUCCUGGCUUUGACUCUGCAAAGAUUGUUAAAAAUAUGUUCACAAAUCAGGACCGAAAUGGAGAUGGCAAGAUUACAGCUGAAGAAUUCAAACUGAAAGACCAAGAGACCUCAGAGGGACAUGAUGAACUGUAA